Messenger RNA from Arachis stenosperma, 1623 nucleotides. RefSeq names its product serine decarboxylase 1-like. Gene Ontology annotation, biological process: carboxylic acid metabolic process. Lineage: Eukaryota; Viridiplantae; Streptophyta; Magnoliopsida; Fabales; Fabaceae. The transcript is spliced from 5 exons. The coding region runs from base 183 to 1508 and encodes 441 amino acids. The record is from RefSeq and is a predicted model, not a curated record. Gene Ontology annotation, molecular function: carboxy-lyase activity; pyridoxal phosphate binding.
UUAAUUUCUUUCCAUCUUCAAUUUGAUAUUUUAUUAUACGCUAAUAAUAUAAACAAAUUUAAUCAUAUUUACGUAAACACAUAACAUAGCAUUUUAUUAUAAAUAGUGUAUGUUAGUCUGGCCACUAUUCUUCGCCUCUACCAAACACAGAGACUUGAAGAAUCAAGGGAAAGAAGGUGCCAAUGGCAUUGACUACACCAGAAGAGGAAAAACAACACAAUAACAAUAAUGGGUGCCACAUGAACCUCGCUAUCUCCCAUUACUGCACCGGGGAGCCACAAACAAAUUUGAGUGCUGUCAUUAAUCACUAUGUCCACACUCUAAAUCACUUCAACUUUCGCAACUUGGGGUACCCCACGAAUCAGAAUUUCGACUACGAUGCAUUGACACCAUUGCUACAAUUUCACCUAAACAAUGCAGGUGAUCCAUUUGUUGGGAGCAGCUUCCGUCUAAAUUCAACAUCAUUUGAAGUUAGUGUUCUUGAUUGGUUCGCUAAUUUGUGGGACAUACAAAAGAAUAAGUAUUGGGGAUACGUCACUACUGGUGGAACUGAGGCCAAUCUUCACGCCAUUUUAGUAGGGAGAGAACAAUUUCCUGAUGGGGUUCUAUAUACUUCAGAAGAUUCACAUUAUUCAAUAUUUAAAAUUGCAAGAAUAUAUCGAAUGCAAUGUGUUGUAAUUAAAACUCUUAUCUCCGGUGAGAUUGACUGUGCUGAUCUAAAAGCUACAUUACUUCAUCACAAGGACAGGCCAGCCAUCAUCAAUCUUAACAUAGGUACAACGAUGAAAGGAGCUGUUGAUGACAUCGAUCUUGUAAUAAAAACACUUGAAGAAAGUGGUUUCCGUCGUGAUAGAUUCUACAUUCAUUGUGAUGCAGCUCUAUUUGGAAUCAUGCUCCCUUUUCUCAAAGCAGCACCAAAGAUAAUAAGUUUCAAGAAACCCAUUGGAAGUGUGAGUGUUUCGGGGCAUAAAUUCUUGGGAUGUCCAAUUCCCUGUGGGGUUGUAAUAACGCGUUCAGAAUACAUGAAUGCGUCAUCAAGGGAUAUUGAAAUCAUUGGUUCAAGGGAUGCAACAAUCACAGGUAGUCGAUGUGGACAUGCUCCAAUCUUCCUUUGGUAUGCAAUCAAAAAGAAAGGCUCAAUAGGGAUUCAAAACGAAGUGGAAAAUUGCAUAGCCAAUGCACGUUACUUGCACAAUCGACUAAGUGAUGCUGGAAUUGGUGCAAUGUUAAAUGAGCAUAGCAACAUUGUUGUGUUUGAGAGGCCUCUUGAUCAUGAAUUUAGCCGUAGGUGGAACUUGGCGUGCCAAGGGAACAUUGCACACGUGGUGGUCAUGCAGCACGUUACCAUUCAAAUGCUGGAUUCUUUUGUUAUUGAGUUUCUUCAUAAACGAUCCUUUUCACGGUUUCAGGAUUAUGGCUCUUUUCAGCCUCUAUGCAUAGCAAAACAAGUUGGCACUGCAAAUUGUUCUUGCUCAAUGCACAACUUAUAUCAUGAUUGUGCAUGCUAGCACAUUGUAUUAAGCUUAAUAAUUAUGAAUUGAAUUACAUACACCCGUUAAUCAUUUUGUAUUCUACCACCAUUAUGUCCUUCAUAAUAAUUGAUGAUACUUUUACAAGUUUUAA